Messenger RNA from Mesorhabditis belari, 3471 nucleotides. The record is from the annotation of a GenBank genome assembly. NCBI's taxonomy places the organism in Eukaryota, Metazoa, Nematoda, Chromadorea, Rhabditida, Rhabditidae.
AUGUGGCUUGCUGUUCUGUUCGGAACUUUCUUAACGUGGAUUUUCUGUUUUAUUUGGACGAUCAACAGAGACGAUUGGAUAUCAGGGAAGAAGAUGAAGGAAGAAAGAGAAAAGAGGAAACAGGAAGAAAGCGAAAUCUCCGCUGCGGACAAGGCUCUUCAAGCUGUUGCAAACAUGGUGGAGAACGCGCUCGAAUGGACAAUUCAAGGAGUCGGAAACAUUUCGGCAAUCGAGAGUAGCGAUUCUGCCGAGAGAGCCCCUUGUGGAUGCUUGGCCAAAAGCAAAGCGAAACUACCAUACGAUGUAGACAAAGUUAGAAGAGUUGUUGAUCUUUCUCGUCCUAUGCCCACACGCGAAGACACUGUUGGAAUCUUGAAAAAUGGUCAUGUGAAGCUGGCCUACGUCAUUAAUAUCGAUCAUGGUCUUCGAAAAAGUCCAGAGUACGCAAAUUUGGCGUUUGUGGUUGACCGUGGCUUUAGCCUUGGCGAAACGGUGGUUUUGUAUCAGAAUGAGUUUCCGGACGAUGCGAAAAAAGCCAUUGAACGUACUUCAAAGAAAGGAAUGAUUGGACAAGUCGUUAAUGCAAAGGUGACGUCGGAUCUUUUGGUGCUCCCUGGAAAAACAUAUGUAGCGCGCAAUAUUAAUUUAGGAAAGGUGGAAACGCUUGAUAUGGUCAACUUCAACUCGGCUCAUAAUUAUAUUCUAUACGACGAUUGGAUUGGAGAUCUAGUGAACAUAACAAAUGAUAUCACGAUGAUUUAUAAUGGCCAUCGGUUUACGGUUCGUGACAACGGGUCUCUUGCUUUGAUCCGAAAAGAUAGAUCUGAUGAACAGAAGAGCUGUAUUCCUGGUGAAGUUGUGCAGAUGUUGAUCUCGGAUGUCUUAUCAUCGAACGUUAAAUGGGAAAAAGAGAUGCCUUUCAAGCUGAGAAGACUUUCCCGCAAGAAAAGCGCUCUUUAUGGAGAUGACUCGAUUACGUGCCUUGUUGAAAAAGUUGAGCCAGUGACUGUGGAAGUCAGAUGGCUGAUGUCUCCAUCUUCAAUAGAGCAUCCUCCAAAGAACAUUGAAAAAUCUGAUUUCAACAAGCUUACAAAAGUCGAUCUUUCUGCUAACCUACGCAUAGCGGCGGAUGAUCGCGUGCGGGUAAAGACAACUGAUGAAGACAAGGCAAUUACUCUUACCGAGUAUAACAAGUACCUUGACGAUCAGUAUGGCAACAAAUUCGAGCAAAAAGUGAAACCUGGUAAUGCUUCUAUCGCUAUUAAAUCUUCAAACAGCUCAAUCGUUAAAGCUGUUCAUAAAGCAGCCUCGCCGCCAGGAGAUGAAGGUGCGCCACCAGAAAAGAAUGCAAAAGUUGGAUCUUCCGCUGAAAUUCCUAUUUUGAAUACCGAAAAGAUGGAACCAAUAACUGAACAUGACGACGAGAGCAUGCAGCUUGGAGAAACAACCACUGACUGUGAUGAGCAGGAUGCCAAUCGUAUCGACGGACAACGUGGGCUUGUUAGAAAGGCUCAUCGUCCAAGAAUGAAGAGAGCACGAGUUAAACAUCUUGAUCAACAAGAUCAUUUACCGGGAGUUCUCGUUGCAAGAAAAGAUGGAAAUACAAGGGAUGAACUCGGCUUAAUUCUUCAAACCGAUCAACGGGAAAGGUGUGCCCUAGUUCGAUGGUUGGAAAUUGCUGGCGAUGCAGUUCCCGUUGAUAAAGGAGAAGAACAAUGUACGCUUUUUGACAUCAUGCCGCAUCCUAUGUAUCAGAGAAUGAUGGUUGGAGCAAUUGGUGUAGAAAUCGGAAAAGAACCUCAGAAAUUGAGCGACGUCGUCUUCCAAGUGAAAUCACAUUUGAAAAGUGGACAAUCUGAGGUCGAGUAUUACAACGGAACACGGGCUACCCUAUGGCCAACUGAAAUGGCUCUUCUUUUCGUCCCUGAAGAUGAUGACACGACGCAAAGUUCCGACGAAGAAACCGAUAACGACGAAUCAUGGACUAAUUGGUCAAUUCAACAAGAAGAGGAUCUUACUGUCGAUCAGCCAUCAACUAGCUCUGCCAACGUUACUUUUUCUAACUUCAUUGCGAGAGGGGCCAAACUGUUGUUUGGUAAAGAGAGUUUCUUCAAAUAUGUUCUAUCUGGACCAAAGUUAAACUACUCGGAUAGAUACAUUCAAGAACUUAUUAGCCAAGGAAAAAAUCCGACUACUAAAGAAGUUGCUGAGAGGGCAAGGUUAUCAAGUAUGGUUAACCCUAAAAGCGAUGAAGUGGUCCUUGUACAAAGUAUGGAAGAAAUCACUGAGGCGAACCCUCAAGCAAGGCAAAUUGAACAAUACAUUGUUGGCACAGAAGCAGUUUUGUCAAAAUCAACAACUCUGGACCUCAGCCCAGAGUUCUUUGGAAAAAUAAUCCGAUCACCACCAAGUACGAGGCGAGAAGGUUUAUUGGCUCACUAUGAAUCUGCGGACGUGGAUGCCAUUCUUGCGAUGAUUGACGUUGUUCCACAUUUGAAUGAAUCUUGCCUGAAAAAAGAUUACUUUUACAAGUGGUUGUGUGUUGUGUUGCAUGCAGAGAGUGCCAUCCAGAGAGAAUAUAUGGACGAACUUUGCGCGAAACUGGAUUUGGCAAAAGAAGAGUUGCAAAAGCUUGAACAAACUUCUGAUAGGAAUGCUGGAGGGUUGGAGAGUAACGAAUCAACAUCAUCAGAAUUACCAACGGAUAACAGCAAAAAAGGCACAAUUUUGACUUUGCCUGCAUGUUCUUCACACAAUUGGAAAGCUUUCGAAAUGAAUGCUCCAGGAAAGGUGUGGAUGCGACGAAUUAUUAGCGAACUGAAUACACUCCGCGAACAUUUGCCAGAGGGAAUUCAUGUGAUAAUUUACGAAGAUCGGGUCGAUUUACUCUCAACAGUCAUUGUGGGACCUCGGGGCACUCCAUACGAAGCCACUCCAUUCUAUUUUGAUAUUCGCUUCAAGUCCGAUUAUCCAACUGGACCACCAGAGGUUCAUUAUCAUGCUUUUUCACAAGAACAGCUGAAUCCAAAUUUGUAUCAAAAUGGUCGAGUUUGCACGAGUCUUCUUGGAACGUGGCAAGGCAAGGGCGUUGAAACCUGGAACUCGGUUUCCUCUAAUUUGUUGCAAGUACUCCUAUCGAUUCAAGCAUUGAUUCUCGUUCCUGAACCAUUUUUCAAUGAAGCUGGAUAUGAGAGUAGAAAGAACACCCCGGGAAUGAACGAGAACUCUCAAAGAUACAACGAGACCGCAAUGAUCAACUCGUUGCAAUAUCUCGAGUCAAUUGCCAGGCAUCCACCUGGAGGAUCAAUGCCUAUCGUGAUGGACGAAUUGAAAAAGCAAUGGCCAAUAUUGAAAGCAGAAAUUUCUUCAUGGUUGGAGGAACGUACGACUCCGGAUUUUCCAGUACAAAUGAGCAAAGGCUUUAGAAUAUCACUUGAGCGAAUGAUCACGCGCAUAUCCGCAUUGAAUCUU